AUGGAUGAAGUGGAAACCAGUGCCCGGAUGGCAGACAUAUUGAAUUUUACUUCUCGGGGAAUGGUCGAAGAUUGUUGUUUCAUUCGCAACCAGUUGAUUGCUUACGAAGAUCCAGAGAAUCUCGAGAAAGUCGGAAGAGCAUUAGUUUUCCUUGUCCUUGGCCCGGUUGGAAGAGGUGAUCCUCGUCGCACGAAUUUGCUGACUUCAGUUCUGGAAUAUGCGGAUUUCAAAUUCCGCGGUGUUUGGAGGGAAAGCGGGCUUUGCGAUUUUGGCCACGAAAUUCGAUUUUUCCGGGAGCUCGAAGAAAACCACACGCGCGAGGAUUUGCAUAUCAUGACUAGGAAUCUUCCAGAAGAAGCCUGCAAGGACCAUCUGACGAUGGCGACCGAUUUUGUGUUGCAAGAAGGUCCGUUGAUAAUGUUCCGGCUGGAUUUUCUCUGCAAGUUGCAAGCAUACGACGCCGCCUUAAACUUGUGUUCCUGGGUCAUAAUGGCUCUCAUCACCCCGCAAAACAUCGAGGUGGACUGGACAACGACAGUCGAGCAAAGAAAAUUUAUGCUGAGCAGUUUGCUGGAGAGACAAAUGGAGCUGAUGUACAAGACGUACGGAUCUUUCCAGGACUUCUGGAGUAAAAUUUCGCAUUGUGCAGAUGCAGUCAGAGUGGUUCGUCAGAUGAUUAAUGAUUCAGUUCCUACUUAUCCGGUCGUUUCCGAGGAUGGUGAUACUAGCAGUCAAUCGAAGCUUGCAAAAGAUCCUGGAUUGUUGAUCUGGGCUACUGCUGGAUUGCCAAAUGCUAAAUCCCAUUAUUUGGACAACAGUGUUGAGCUGAGAGCGAAGAAUUUCUCUCUCACAACUGUGAUCAAAGCGUGGGUGAUCCUUUGGUCAGCCGAGGCUGAGAAGCUGAACCAGCUCGAAUCCAAUAACUUGGAAGCAGAAGCAAAGUCAUGCAGAGCGAGCAUUGCGUGUUUGAUGGAAGAAAUGGCGACUCUGGUUUUCGAUAAAAGCGCGGACCUUUUAAACAGAGAGUUGAUGCUAACUGCCUUUUCGCUCCAACCAAGCGAGAAAAGACUCAGGCUAUUGGAGAAGUACAAAGACACGUGGUCAGUUGAUCGCCGAAUACUAAGUGACGUGGACUUCUCGGCAGACGUGGCUUUGGCAAGGAAAAAGCUUGAUGAACUUUCGAGGAGCUCUGUUGGAAAAGAAAAUGAUACCGGUGGUCUGAAGAGAAAAUACAGCGAUUGGGAAAAUUCCUCGAACAAGAAAUGGCCUCUCAGAGAGCACCAUACGGAUUUUUCCUCAACCUACAUUGGCCGAAAGAAGAGAGCGAUCGAUGUUCGUUGUGUGAAUACUGCCCUUCCUGUGUUUGAAGAAGCAGACAUGUAUCAAAUAGCCUGCAUGCGCCCGGUCAUGUGUGAUCAUCACAGAAAUUUAGAUGAAAGUGACGUCGUGGGAUCGACCAACUUUCUGCAAUCCAACCAUUGCUUCACGACUUUGACGCGAUUGGGAAUCGAAAACAUAGGCUUGAAGCUAGACAUUCACAGCCUUAUAGCGGAACUUCGUCACAGCGCCCUGACGUGGUUAUUUGGUUGGGAUCAUCUGGAACCUCUCGGUCGAUCAUUUCUUCGCGAGUUCCCAAGAAAGGUCAUUCCGGACCGAGUUUUGGUGAGCUAUGUCUCGAACCCGGACGAAGCCGAAAUGCUGAAAAUUGAAGGAGAAACGUACUACCGGAUGGUGAAAAACAUGCCGUCCAUCACGGAUCCACCGGAACCUGCAUCUCCACCGGCACCACCUCGUAUUCCGGAAGUCGUCGUGCAGGAAUCAACUGAAGUGCGUGAACAGACUGAAAAUUCAACGAUCCGAUGCGAUGUCGAUCGUGCUCCAGGCACAUUUUUGUCCAUAUCGUGGAACGGGGAGGGUAAUGACGUGUUGAUGUCGAAUGAUGUUUUUUGUAAUCUGGCGUCGAGUGCUGUGGAACCCGUUGCGAAAAGUGAUUCAGCGAAGAAACCGCGGAAAGAACCUGAUGCGAGUCAUCGACACGUUUCGGAGCUGCUAAUGCCGCAAAGAAAAGGACCGAUGGCUUUAGAAAAAAUGGUGAUAUCGCGAGUGUCCCUGUGGUUGAGCUCAGAUAAUGCCGGGCGGUCCGCAGUCGUCUCCCAAAGUUUGAAAGGUGGGCCGUUCCCGUAUGACUUGACGGGGAAGAUCCUCAAGUCUUCAAUCGAAACCUUUUUUGAUUCGAAUGUAACCUGGACGAGUAAAAGCAGUCAAAAGUUGCUUGAGCUCAUUGAGUGUCUCCUGCAGCUCGACGUUGCGGAUUUGGAUUUGUCGAGUGUUUUUCGGAAGCGUCGUAUUGCAGGUUACUUCAACUCACAAUUAGAGCGAGCGUUGAUCUCAAAUCUUCCGCGAUUGAGUCACCUUCGAAGCAUCAAUCUCAUGGGGAAAGCAACCACUCCAAUUCUCCAAUGCAUCGCUGCGAAUUGCAAAAGGCUCGUGGAGUUGACCUGUAACUUGUCGAGCAUCGACGACAAAGGAUUAGCUUGCUUCGGUGAUUUCCUGGACGGAAGUGGUUGUCCGAAUUUGGAGUGCUUCCGGUUCCACGAAUGCUGGCUCGUUACACCACCCGCAGUUGGCAAAUUGCUCCUGGGUUUAAAGAAGUUGACCGUUUUGGGUUAUGAUUCUUCAUUCCGUGCUGUGACGGAGUUUCUGAAACUCCAGAAAGCGUCUGCUGAGGCUCAAGAUGUUUCAAGUGAUUCGAAUUCCAGUCCAACAUUACAUUUGUCGCACCUGGUGGAAAAGGAGUCAGAAUACAGCGACGGUGUUCUUCCUCGGCGUGCAUUCCGCAAUGUCAACUUCAGGCAUGUUGCAAGUGCGUGUCCCCGAGUGACGCAUUUGAACUUUUUGUACAUGGACGAGGAGAUAUUUGCGGAGUUUGGACAAUUCGAUAAACUCAGCUCGAUCACGAUGGAAUUGCGGCACGGAGGUGGAGGCCCGUUUUUCCAAGCGUACAUUUCAGCAUUUGGGAACCGUUUGAGGGAGCUGAAUUUCACGUGUGAGGAUUUUUCCGUGAAGGCGCUGAUGGAGUUGGGGAGACAUUGUCAUAAUCUGGAAAAACUGAAGAUCAUUCGGAAACACUCUUCGGGAUGUGCGUCGGAAUUCCCGUUGACAUGUACGGGAUUCAGCCGCCUGGAGGUUCUCAGCAUAACGAAUCACUUCACUGACGAGCCGAUUUCCGAAGAAGAAGUUACAUUCUGCCUGAGAAACGCCUUCAAUGUGCAAGAGCUUUAUUUGAGUGGAGAGUUGGGUUUCAUGAGUGACGAUUUCUGGGACAAGUUUUUGAGGAGUGUAAAUCCUUUGGUUCAGUUGCGAAGUUUCCGAUUUGAUUCGUUUCCGGAAGCCGUGAAUUUGGGAUUUUCGACAGCACGCCUUUUUAUCGACUCAUGUCCAAAUUUGAACAAAAUCUCUGUCGGAACGUGGAAGAAUAUUUCUUCAGAGGAUAUCGGGGAUCUCAAGCUGGAGGUGGCGAUGGAAAAUUACGAUCUUGUUAUAUGCUGAAGCGGGUGUGUUGUACGAGUCGGGACACUCGAUCCGUUUCUGUGUAUUGUAUUGAUAUUUUCCUGGCGAUGUCACAAUUUGAAUGAUUUCAUUUGUGUGGGUGAGCCACUUUCGCGAUUUCUCAUAUUUUUGAUAAUCUCCGGACAACCGUGUAUGUUUCAGCAUAUUCGGGGAAAUCUGAGUAAAGCUGUUUUUGGCUUUUAAGAACA
Notodromas monacha is the source of this 3758-nucleotide messenger RNA. NCBI's taxonomy places the organism in Eukaryota, Metazoa, Arthropoda, Ostracoda, Podocopida, Cyprididae. The record is from the annotation of a GenBank genome assembly.